Molecule: messenger RNA, 465 nt
Organism: Suillus fuscotomentosus
Lineage: Eukaryota; Fungi; Basidiomycota; Agaricomycetes; Boletales; Suillaceae
Exons: 2
Source: RefSeq, a predicted model, not a curated record
AAUGGACAAAUUGCUCGUUCGGCUUGGCAAGAGAUGCUCAAAUCAUUGGAUCAAACACGCAUGUUGCGCAAUGUGAAGCUAAAAUACGAUGGGCAGAUUCGAUUCGGUGAAGUUUUAUACUUCACCAGGUUGUCAGUUGAAGCUGACCCUAACAAUGAUCGCGACUGGCGUUUUGCAGAUGUGGCCAUCAUUUGCCUGUACUCCCAUCCAGAUGAAGACCUCCUCUGGCUCUCCUCGCAGACCGUUGUAUCUUGCUCCCGACUUGAGGACAUCUAUGUUGUUGAUGUUAAGCAGAUCCUCAGUGUGGUUGCUAUGAUUCCACACACACCAACGUUACCGUCAGGAGCUACGGAGGCCCGAUUUUUUAUGAUGGAGAAGCCAGGAUUAGAUAUCUCGCCUCUCAGUGGAAAUGCCGCUAAUGUCAAUCAUUUGGAUGAUAAUUAUAAUGCUCCAGAUGUAGAGUAG